Homalodisca vitripennis (glassy-winged sharpshooter) is the source of this 612-nucleotide messenger RNA. RefSeq lists its product as uncharacterized. NCBI's taxonomy places the organism in Eukaryota, Metazoa, Arthropoda, Insecta, Hemiptera, Cicadellidae. The record is from RefSeq and is a predicted model, not a curated record. The transcript is spliced from 3 exons. Bases 184 to 612 code for a protein of 142 amino acids.
UAAACAAACAGUCUAUUAUACUAUGAUGAUUUCCAUAGGUUUCCCAGAGCAGCUUUAAGGAUCGGGUAUCCCGGGGUACGCUCAACAAUAUACAAAUAUCGUCAACGGGGAAACCCGCCAAUACCUCGAUCCUUACAAGAAUUUUCCACCAUACUCCUUGGAGACCAGUGGAGACAUCUUUCUAUGACCAUCGAGGGUGGCGACGAACCACUGUUCCGAGGUGUCGUUGGCGGAGAGGCUGAAGGGUGGACAGCAGCCAUAUACGUUUCACCGCGACUACGGACUGCGCUGGUCAACACGCAACGGCUCCACAUUGAUGGAACAUUCAAAGUAUUACCCGAACAGCUGCAUGCUUAUCAGCUGGUGACAAUCCAUGGCGAGUUCUUGAAUCAUCUGUUUCCGGUAGCUUUUGUGCUAAUGACGAGGAAAACACAGGACUCCUACCAAGGUGUUUUCGUAUUUUUAAAACAAUUGAUUCCUGAUUGGAAUCCGCAGGUCAUUUUGACUGACUUUGAGUUGGCUAUGAGCAAUGCUGCUCACAGUAGUGGCCCUGCCGCCUCCGCCUCCAGCAGCAGUAGUGGCCCCACCCGCCCCCUCCUCCUGCAGCAGUAG